UCUCCCAAGUUACAACUUCGUAGCGAUCGCAUAAAAAAUCAAUUUUAAUCUGAAUAUUUUAUUUGUAAAUUCCUUGAAAUGUCUGGCGAUCAGUUAAUUGUUUCUCCCUUAAGCCUGAGCUUCCAGGCUCCCAUCGCGCACUUCCAAAAGCGAAUGAUAACGAUGAUCAAUGCCAGUGGCGAGGAUGUGAUCUAUCGCAUCCAAAUCGACAAGGACACCGUCUACAGUGUGACUCCAAUGCGAGGCAGGGUGAAGUCUUACGAUACCACCGAAGUAACUGUAACACUAAAGCCGGUUAAGGAGGAUAUUCCUGAGUGCUCUCUGGUUGUGAGGAGCAUUCCACUGGCUAUGAUCGCACAUACAGAGGAGGUGGACUGGAACUCUACCGAUGUUCUGAUCAAGUUGGAUCCUGGGAAAAUACUGCAAUUCGAAGAAGAACCUAUAACGGUGCACUUGCAAACCGAUGAUCUGGCCAAGAAAAAAUCCAAGUGCCAGAAAAAGUUACUCACUCCCAAGGCCUGGCUCAAGGGGUUUCUUUAUAUUUUAGGAAUGUUAGCAGUGAUUAUGGCUGCUUAUUUCGGGUUCAAUUUAAAGUCGGGACGCAUCUUUUGAGUGCGAAUCAAUUAAAUUAUGAAUUAUGCAAAUCGAAAUCCGCGCCCCAAGCGGAUUUCAACCAGCCCCCACUAACAGUUACCUAAAUCAAUCAUACGCCCCGUUGGCCUCAUUAGGCAAGCGUUUAGCUCAGCUGCCUGGCCUCUCUCCAACUCAUUAAUGCACUGAACGAAAUUAUGUUGAAUAGCAUAAUUUUAUACAUAGCUUAUGGAAUUUGAUUUCUCUUAUUUAAGUUAAUUAUGAUUUAAACAUAAACUCCAAGGUUCUUGAGUCCCAAUUAAGGGUUUUAAAUUGUUAAU
Drosophila kikkawai is the source of this 911-nucleotide messenger RNA. RefSeq lists its product as uncharacterized. NCBI's taxonomy places the organism in Eukaryota, Metazoa, Arthropoda, Insecta, Diptera, Drosophilidae. The record is from RefSeq and is a predicted model, not a curated record.